Molecule: messenger RNA, 2464 nt
Organism: Anopheles funestus (African malaria mosquito)
Lineage: Eukaryota; Metazoa; Arthropoda; Insecta; Diptera; Culicidae
Product: arylsulfatase B-like
Exons: 3
Coding region: 665-2365 (566 amino acids)
Source: RefSeq, a predicted model, not a curated record
UCACAGAAUCUGUUAAUUUCUGCUUCUAAUAUAACCGUUUCUAUGUUUGCUCAGCUUUCCCUUUUGCCUCAGCGAACAAGUUAACCAUGUUUGCUGAGCAUGCUCACUAAACUCGCGCGGUCAAUUUCACCCUACGUUAACGUUACAAACAUUGCCACCUUAUUACAAACAAGCGGCACCUUGCAAAAGGGGGUGUGAAGAAAAUAUUUACAAAUAAAUGGCGAUAAACAUAAAUUCCGCCUGUCGGCGGCAAAGGGUAGUAUCAAACAUAUAUGCACUUGUAUGUGUGUGAGCGAGUGGAUUGGCGCAGGGGGCGUAUGGUUGAAUCACAUUCAAAUUCUCCCGCGACGACGGCAGUUAGUCAAUCACGCACUUUGGCCUGUUUGCGAGGGAUAGUCCAUUGCCAGAAGCACACCAAAUCAUAGCCGUCCACAAUCAAAACCGGUCAUGAGUUCACGAUCAGCAAAAGCAGGUUUUUGGGUGUAUGCAAAAAAGGUGUUUUAAAAGAGAUAGGCAGUUACGCAUUGUGAAGGUGAUUCAAAAACGAUUCAAUUGUGCUCGUUUGCAUUUAACUUUACCGCAACAUUGUUGUACAAUCGUGUAUUCGAAGUUUUUGUGCAUAAUUCCAACCCCAGUAAGUGGCACUAAUUCGUCUAAAUGAAGCAUGGCGUUAACUAAAACAUAUCGAGAAAUGUCCUGUAUGGGUUGUUUCGGAAUGAUACUGGUGGGCUUUCUACUGUUGUUGUCCCCCAAGGCAGGUCAUGCGACAGAAAGUGUUCGGCCGAAUAUAAUUUUCAUUUUAGCUGAUGAUCUGGGCUGGAACGAUGUCGGUUUCCAUGGUUCCGCACAAAUCCCAACGCCCAAUCUGGACGCGUUGGCCUACUCGGGCAUUAUUCUCAACCGUUAUUACGUGAAUCCAAUCUGCACUCCAUCUCGUUCCGCGCUAAUGACCGGCAAGUACCCAAUACACACCGGGAUGCAGCAUACGGUGCUUUACGGAAUGGAACCACGAGGACUUCCAUUGUCAGAGAAGCUGUUGCCCCAAUACCUGAAGGAUCUUGGAUAUUCCAACCACAUUGUUGGCAAAUGGCAUCUGGGACAUUAUCAACUCCGCUACACACCGUUACAACGAGGCUUCGACAGUCAUACUGGAUUUUGGACCGGACAUCAUCAUAUGAACGAUCACACGGCGGUAGAGCACGGUCAGUGGGGUCUCGAUAUGCGCCGUGACUACGACGUAGCAUACGAUCUUCACGGGAAGUACACGACGCAUGUGAUCGGCUCGGAAGCGAUCAAUAUAGUGCAGGCGCACAAUAAGAGCGAACCGCUCUUUCUCUACGUAGCACAUGCGGCCGUUCAUUCGGCAAAUCCGUACGAUUUCCUUCCAGCUCCGGACGAAACGAUUGCCGAACUGAGCCACAUUGAAAACUAUCGUCGGCGUAAGUACGCCGCCAUGAUGGUGGAGCUGGACAGAACCGUUGGCAGCCUGGUGGAUGUGCUGCACGCACAAGACAUGCUGAAAAAUACGAUCAUCGUGUUUAGCAGCGAUAAUGGUGGGCCGGCGGAUGGAUUCAACGAUAAUGCCGCUUCAAAUUGGCCGUUACGCGGAGUGAAGAAUACACUGUGGGAAGGUGGAGUACGCGGGGCCGGCUUUAUCUGGAGCCCACUGUUACGAAAUGUGAGCCGAGUAUCGCACCAAAUGGUGCAAGUUUGCGAUUGGCUUCCGACGCUUUACGAAGCAGCAGGUGGCAAUGUGAGUUCGUUACCCACCGAUCUGGACGGUAUCAGUGUGUGGAAUGAGCUGGAUACCGGUGCUCCAACAAGGCGUAUUGAGAUACUGCACAAUAUCGACGAUAUUUGGGGCAGCUCCGCACUCACAGUCGGUAACUGGAAGCUUGUGAAGGGGUCACACUAUAAUCGCACCUGGGACGGUUGGUACGGUCCGGCAGGGAUACGCGACGAAAAAGCCUACUCACUGGAAACUAUCACGAACAGUUCGGCGGGUCAGAUAAUGGCGCAAUUAGACUUGCUUCCCUCCCGGGAUCGCAUUACACAGCUGCGCCGAGAGGGUACGGUUUCGUGCGGUGCUGGAGCGCACAUGGCAAACGAAUGUAACCCACUGGAAAGCGCAUGCUUGUUUGACGUGGAAAGUGAUCCCUGCGAGUACAAUAAUCUGGCCGACGAACAUCUGCAUACGGUGCAAAGUUUGCUCGCCAGGCUGGCCGAUUAUAAUAGUACCGCUGUCGCACCAUCGAACUUGGACGAUGAUCUACGCGGUGCACCCCAGCACUGGAACUACACGUGGCAUAACUUCGGUGACGAACCGGAGCCGGAAGUAUUACUAAAUGAUAAUGAAGAAAUGUAACCACGGAAGACUGUGCGCUGUUGUUAAUACUGAGUAGCUUUUUAUUUCUCUUCUAAACACAAAAAGCAUAAAUAAAUUCUAGCCAAAUAACUAAAUAAA